AUUUGCUACUGACACUGACUCUGACUCUCUAGACUAGAGUCUAGCUAGGGGUUUAAGUGAUCGGCUCCCCCCCCCUCCCCCCGCCGUUCGUUCAUUUCUUAACUUAGUUCCAUCUUUUUCUGUUUUGCAGCGCGUCUCGUGCGGGUAGUGAUUAAUUAUUAUCCUUUUGGUUGGCUUGUUGGGUAGAUACAAAUACGUCUGUCUGACUGUGUCUGAUGAUUCCUGCUCAUCCCUGGAUUUGAUCUCCAUCCCUUCCAUUCCUUCCCUUUCUUUCUUUCUUUUUAGGUUGCUUGGCGAUUGGGGUUACUAGGGGUCAUAUACGACUCUAAGAAGCAUAAGGCUUCACUUCUCUUCGUCUUAACCAUGCGCUUCUUUAAGGAGGAAAAGACGACCACCGAAAUCAAUCAUGAGGUCUCUGUGUCCGCCGAGUCUCAGACCAAGGAAGUCGUCUCUGGCCAUGGCGACGGCGUCUUCUACAGCUCAGACCAGUCACGACUGAGUCUGGAAGCGCAAAACGAAAAAGAAAUCGAGGCUCACCCGGACCAAGUCACGAAGGAUGCCCAGCUGGGUGUGCAGAAAGCUGAAGCCGCGGCCCUAGUCUGGAGUAAGAAAGCUGUCUAUGCUACUUAUGCUUGGAUCUGGGUAUGCUUCUUCCUCCUCGCCCUCAACAACUCCAUCAGCGGCACCGUCAUCAACCGCGCCUACGCCGACUUCAAAGCCGCCCCCCAAGUCAGCACAGCCAGUAUCCUCUACAGCAUCAUCGGCGGUGUGCUGAAGCUGCCGAUCGCGAAGACGUUGAACAUCUGGGGCCGUGCCGAGGGUUUAAUCGUGUGGGUGGUCAUCUACACCAUUGGAUUGAUUGUGCUGGCUGCGUGUGAUGGUCCGGAUUCUUAUGCCGCGGGCUAUGUGCUCUUCUACGUGGGCUACUCGGGUAUCUACCUCGUGCUGGAUGUCUAUAUCGCCGAUACGUCCGGAUUGCAGAACCGGGCGUUUACCUUCGCGUUUGCUAGCACCCCGUUCAUCUGCACCGCGUUUACGGGCCCUCUGGCGGGUGAGUCGUUCCUCAAGGUGGCGACGUGGCGCUGGGCGUAUGGCGUGUUCGCUAUCGUUAUGCCGGUGGUGUUUGCGCCGUUGGUGGUGGUAUUGAAGUAUUAUCAGCGCAAGGCGGAGAGUAUGGGGCUAUUGAAGAAGGAGGACAGUGGAAGGACGACAAUGCAGUCUAUUGUUCACUACAUUCAUGAGUUUGACUGUAUGUCAUGCCCUAUUUCCCCUCCACUUUACUCUUAUACUAACGAGCCAGUGAUCGGCGCCUUUCUGCUCAUGGCCGCAUGGGUCCUGCUCCUCCUCCCCUUCAGUCUGCAACAGUACGGACGCGCGCAAUACAAGAGCGCCAAGUUCAUCGCCAUGAUCAUCGUCGGCUUCUGG
Aspergillus vadensis CBS 113365 is the source of this 1425-nucleotide messenger RNA. RefSeq names its product putative siderochrome-iron transporter (gene sit2). Gene Ontology annotation, biological process: transmembrane transport. The transcript has 2 exons. Lineage: Eukaryota; Fungi; Ascomycota; Eurotiomycetes; Eurotiales; Aspergillaceae. The record is from RefSeq and is a predicted model, not a curated record. The annotation marks the transcript as partial. Gene Ontology annotation, molecular function: transmembrane transporter activity.